ACAAUAAAAAUGUACAUUUCUAACAGGGAUCUAACUCUAUGUAAUGGGUUUUGGUGCCUUAAAUAAUCUAUUACAGAAUAAAAGAAAAGCAUAAAAUGAUGUCAUAAAAUGUUACUUAAAUGUUAUCAACCACCUUUAAAGAAUAAAAACCUGUUGCUUAUUAAAUAAUAUUACCUUAUAGUAGAGCCGUGUAACUUCCUCCUUUUGAUCAACUUUAACUUACGUGCGUGUUAGUUUAACAGAACAAAGAAAACUGUGUGUUAUUUGUUGUUUUAAUUCAGUGUAUAUUUCCAAUAUAUUUAAGUUGAAUAUAUCAUGUACAUAAAGUAGAGACUUUUGAUUUUGAUAAUGUGCAUGUAUCAAACGGAAUAAAACGUGUGACUGAAUUUCUUAGAUAAAUUUGAACACCGAUGGCUGGAUGUGAUAUAUCGGUGCAAAAACGGGUCCUGUUGGUAUUGGCAGGUUUGUCCGUGUUCGUGGUAUUUCUGCUAUUUAUCAUACUGGACAUAGGAAACGGAAAUAAUAUCAUUAGAAAACAGCAAGAUUCUGCCAUACAACAAUGUGAACAUAGUGUCUGGAACGAACAUCUUACAAAUGACAUAGUUUAUAAUGGUGGUCGUUUGCUGACAAAGGACAAUCUAGAGAUUUUAAAACCUCUAAGUGUAGAGCACUGUCGAAGUCAGAGGUUUUUGGUUUACAAAUGCGAUUCGUCAAGCUAUUGUGGAGGUUGGGCUGACCGUCAGAAGGGCAUUGUGUCAUCUUUUCUCCUGGCAUUGUUAACAAAUAGGACUUUUAUCGUCGAUAUGACAAGUCCCUGCGAGGUAAAGAGGUUUCUGCUGCCAAAUAUUUACAAUUGGUCAAUGUGUACUACUUUCCUGGAGACUGUCUCGAAGAAAAACUUCAGUUAUUUUAAGUAUGUAUAUGGAAAUACAAGAAAGAAAUUCGUGAAUCAAAUUAAAAGUUUUAAUUUUGAUAAAAACUGGACAAAAAGAGUAGUAUUUUUACAAUUUAAUGCCAAUGCUAUCAAUGGAAUAAGACAACACAAACAAGCUAAAACACGACUGAAAUGGUUGAUGAAUGUAACAAAUGCAGAAGCAAGGCAUUUAGUGCUGCACACUCUGUUAAACCAAACCAAAGAAGGCAUAUUAGUAUGUAGCCAUAUUCGAAUUGGGCAAAAUCCAAGUAUUCCGGCAGAUAAAACACGUGCAAGAAAACCAAAUGAGACUGUGAUAUUUGAGUUUUUGGAUAGGUACGAUGAUUACCGGAAACAUGCCAUUUACAUUGCUUCUGAUUCAGACGAUAUAAAAAGACUUGCUGAGAUCAGAUUUAAAUCAUUUGUAAAUAUAAAUCGAACAACUGUUCAUAUUGAUCGACUAGGAAAGUUGAGGCCUUUUACUAAAGAAGCUUGUGAAGGAUUUUAUUCAGUACUUUUUGAACAACUAAUCCUCACACUGUGUGACACACUUGUUUUGACACCUAGUGGCUUUGGAACCACGGCGGCCUAUUUAAGAGGCGUCUCUGACAAUCUAUAUAUGUUUCAACCGGAAACACAAAGAAUACUUAAAUUAAAUGUAACUUUCUAAACAAUUUAAUUUUCGUUUAAAAGGGUAAUUUUCCAUAGAGGGGACAAAAUAUCAGAUAUAAAGUUAAAAUUAUCGCAUCGUUGAUGUCGCUAACAUAUACUUAUCAUAUACUUCUUGUUAUUCUUGCAGCUUUCUGUAAUAACAUUGUUCGAUCGAUAUAACAUUUUAAUUGUAAAUAUCAAAAGUUAACAACUGUCGGUCUUAUCUAGAUGCUUAUACAACUUAUCGUUAGUUUC
Messenger RNA from Mercenaria mercenaria, 1819 nucleotides. RefSeq lists its product as uncharacterized. Lineage: Eukaryota; Metazoa; Mollusca; Bivalvia; Venerida; Veneridae. Bases 411 to 1583 code for a protein of 390 amino acids. The transcript is spliced from 3 exons. The record is from RefSeq and is a predicted model, not a curated record.